This is a messenger RNA of Lolium rigidum, 912 nucleotides long. RefSeq names its product probable F-box protein At2g36090. The transcript has a single exon. Bases 1 to 912 code for a protein of 303 amino acids. The record is from RefSeq and is a predicted model, not a curated record. Lineage: Eukaryota; Viridiplantae; Streptophyta; Magnoliopsida; Poales; Poaceae. Gene Ontology annotation, molecular function: protein binding.
AUGCCGACGACCACCGUGGAGGACCUGCCCGCCGACGUGCUGGCCUGCGCGCUGCGCCGCCUCGACGGCCCGUCUCUGGCCGCCGCGAGCUGCGCCACGGCCGGCCUCCGCGCCCUCGCCGCGGACCCGGAUACAUGGCGCGCGCUCUGCCUCGCGCAGUGGCCGUCCCUUGAAACCCAGCAGCACAGCAUCCUCGGCUCUGCCGCCGUCUCUCCGCAGCGCCUCUUCGCGGACGCCUUCCCGUUCCCGUCGGACGACGCUGCCCCCCUUGCCGCCUCCGAUCAGUGCCUGCCCAGCGAGCUGAUCUCCGCGGUGGACGUCUACCACAAGGGAGCGCCCAUCUUCUCCCGGGCCGUGGAGACCUCCACGUCGUCCUCGUGGUUCCUCACGUCGCCCUUCCGCGUGGACGCCGUGGACUGCAAGAGCCCGGCGCCGGCCGCCUCGAUCUCCCCUGCAGAGCUGGAGCUGAGCUGGAUCGUGGUCGACCCGCGCAGCGGCCGCGCGGUUAACGUGUCGAGCCGGCGGGCGGUGGCCGUGGACAGGCACUGGUACACGGGCGAGACGCUGGUGCGGUUCGCGGUGGUGCUCGGCGGGUGCAAGUUCGAGGCCACCGUCACCUGCUCGGAGGAGGCCGGGUGCCUCAGGGAGGUCAGCCUCACCGUCGAGGACGCCGACGGCGCGGCGGCGAGCGGUGAAUGCAGUCUAAGGCUUCUUGCGGCGGCGAUGGCCGGGCCAAGGAAGGGAGGGGAGAAGGAAGGAGAGGAGGCCAAGAGGAGGUACGACGAGUUCGUGAGGAGCAAGAGAGGGAGGAAGGAGUCCAAGGCCAGGCGGGAGGUGCUCGUCGACUUGUGCUGCUCCGCCGUCAGCGCCGUCGCCGUGAUCAGCUUCCUCGCCUCCGUCGUGCUACGUUAG